Messenger RNA from Malurus melanocephalus (red-backed fairy wren), 4021 nucleotides. It is a transcript of the gene PTAFR, whose product is annotated as platelet activating factor receptor. NCBI's taxonomy places the organism in Eukaryota, Metazoa, Chordata, Aves, Passeriformes, Maluridae. Bases 603 to 1667 code for a protein of 354 amino acids. The record is from RefSeq and is a predicted model, not a curated record. Gene Ontology annotation, biological process: G protein-coupled receptor signaling pathway; chemotaxis. Gene Ontology annotation, molecular function: platelet activating factor receptor activity; G protein-coupled purinergic nucleotide receptor activity. Gene Ontology annotation, cellular component: membrane. The transcript is spliced from 3 exons.
CUCUGGCCAGUGCCACAAGAACAUGACAAACCCUUGACCAUAAUGGAGCUUCCACURCUGUGUCCCUUCCACUGCCUGCCCRAGGAMGGACCAGAGGAACUGGUGUCAGGCUUCAGGGUGCAGGCAGGGCACGGCUAAGUGUGUCACAAGAGCCAAGAGGGAAGUGAGUCACUCACCUGGGAGCCAGCACGACGCCCUCUUUCCCGUCGGAGCCUCUUCCCGAGCAGGAGCACACUGAGRGCUCAACCCUGCRGUGUCUGCACUGGCGGCAGGGAGCWGGCGGGCYGGRGUCUGUGACGGAGAUGGAGCAGGUGCUCUGUGACCCCCAGCUGAUGUCACACAUUUCCUCUUCUCCAGUGACUCUGCAGUCAUGCUACAGUUGCUCCCAUUCUGGUGCCCUGUUCUUAAGAGCUGCCAGUGCRGAGACUGUCCAGCCACAGGGCAGAGAAAAUAACAUCUGGGAGACAGCCAAACACCCUCAGUGAAACCCUCGCUACUACUAAGGCUGAAGAUGGACAUAUUGUGCUGAAUUUUUUCAACCCUGGUAAGAAGAAGAGCUUCAGCAGGAAAUUGUGCUUCAGACGUGCCCACUCAACACCACAAUGUCUGGAAAGGGCAAAGGGGGUGCAGAAGGCAGUGCUGAUUCCUACAUUUCAUGCCACAUAGACUCCGAGUUUCGCUACAACCUUUUCACUGUUUUCUAUAGCAUUAUUUUCAUUCUGGGAUUUGUUGCCAACUGCUAUGUUCUCUGGAUUUUCAGCCAUAUUUACCCCGCCAAGAAACUCAAUGAAAUCAAGAUAUUCAUGGUGAACCUGACAGUAGCUGACUUGCUUUUCUUAAUUACAAUGCCAAUGUGGAUUGUUUACUACCACCACCAUGGAGACUGGAUCAUGCCUGAGUUCCUCUGUAAUGUGGCUGGCUGUUUAUUUUUUGUUAAUACCUACUCUUCUGUUGCCUUUCUGAUGGUCAUCACAUACAACCGCUACCAAGCUGUAACUAAUCCUAUUAAAGCAGCUCAGCUCACCACCCAGAGAAGAGGURUCUACCUAUCAGCAGCUAUCUGGAUCAUAAUAGUGGGCAGCUCUUUGUAUUAUCUUUUUGACAAUAAUACAAACCGGGAGGAGAUCGACUCCAGGAAUUUCACACGGUGCUUUGAGCGCUAUGACACUUCGASUGGUGUUUCAGCUGUUCUCGCCAUUCAUGUUGUCAUCUGCGUCCUCUUCUAUAUAAUUUUCCUUUUAAUAUUAGGGUGGAACAUUGUCAUUAUCAGGACCUUGUUCUCCAAGUCAGUGCAUCCACGUAAGAGUGCUCAUGUCAAGCAAAGGGCUCUCUGGAUGGUGUGCACCGUGCUGGCUGUGUUCAUCAUAAGCUUUGUACCCCAUCACAUCGUGGACCUGCCCUGGACCCUGACUGUUCUGGAGCAAUGGAAGAAGGAAGACUGUCAGCUGCGCCAACAGCUCAAUGAUGCUCACCAGGUGACUUUGUGCCUCUUGAGUACAAACUGUGUGUUGGACCCGAUCAUCUACUGCUUCCUCACCAAGAAGUUCCAGAAGCAUCUUUCAGAAAACCUGAAAAGCAUGAAAGGGAGUCGAAAGUGCUCCAGACAAACAACAGACACGGUGAUUGAGGCCACCAUUCACCAAGAGGAUGCCAUUAGGAUCUCUUAGGGCCACUCAGCCUGUUCUGAUUGCAGAUGGAGAGGUGUGAAUUAUUCAUUCAUCUUUCCUCAAGAAGAGACACCUGGGGACACAAGAGAAGACCAGGAUUUUACAUUUUCUUUUCCCCAUUAGACAGAAGAAUGAAUGCUCGUUUCUUCUAUCACAUGCAAUGAGCAGAACUGGAACCUGCAGUAAUGUGGCAGCAGAGCACCUUCUGUCUGGGCUCUGAUGUUCUCAUGGGCACUGAGAACAGCCCAGAUGAUCUGCUUUAACAUGAAAGAACUGUGCCAUUGAGCCUCUGCAGUGAGCAGCUAGAAGCUGAGUGCACCAAAAUUACCCAUUGUGUCCGUCCAGAUAGCACAGUCCCUGCUCUCUAUCCAUCCAGCUCUCACAGUGGAUCCAGUAUGAAAGCUGUAAGGGACUUCUAAAAGACCUGUAAAGAACAGAGUGAGCUGUGAAUGUCAUCAGGUGGCUUUUCUAAGCAGUUUACCUGGUCCUGUGUAGAGAGUCUGAGCUGAACAAGCUUUUGAGUGGCUGUAAGGGAUGCAGUCCRUGGAGUUCCUUGACUUCUGUCAAAGGAGAUCUGCAUCUCUGAUCCCUUCAUCCCUUCUUACUCAUGUGGUCUGCUGGGAUCCAUACUCGAUAGAUGUCUGGGAGUAGUUAUUAUGAGUCUUUUCUUCCUGAUGUUGAAUGAGUAAAGUAGGGAAGGGAAGGAAGAGAAAUUGUCAGUGCCUCAGCACUCUCUCUGCCUCUCUCCACCAGAUCAGCAUUACGGCCAAAGGGCACUAUGGUCUGCCCUGGCUUCCUAUAUGAGAACAGAACUGGCCAGUCAGUGACCUUGUGCAUUCAGUUUAGUAUUCUCUGACUGACUGCAUGUGYCUGUGGACACCCAGUCUUGCUCAGGAGGCUCCAGAUAGCAGGCGGCUACUGUCAGCAUGGGCAUUAUGAUAUGGAAAAAAAAAGGUUAAAGUUCUUCCGUAUCUUUGUACUUAUUUAUUUAAAUUGGGGUUAUAGACAUUAUAUUAUUCCUUCCUCCAGCCUUUCCAGUUCUGCUGCAAAGAAAUGAUCUGAUUAGCUCUUGAUUUCCUACAGCAAGUGAAGUGUUAGCUCAGAACACUUGGCAGGCAAACAAUUCACACACUCCAUCAGCACUGGAGGCCCGUUACCCAGGGCCAGAUGCAAUCCACUGGGGCCCAGGGCAAAGUGGUUUUCCAUGGGUGCUGAGGUCUGUUACCAGUCAUGAGACACUUGGGGUUCUUUUUUCUGACCCAAAUUGCUCAAUCUUGCACAGGAAAUUGGGCAGGGAGGGAGCUUACUUGUUUUCACAACAGUUUUUGGUUCCCUAAACGACCUAGUCUCUUGAUGACAGGAAGAGUGUAUCUGACCUGUGACACUAAUUAUUUAUGUGCAGGACAGCAGCCUUCCCACACCCACCCAAGAAUGAGAGAGGUAAGCRAAAGCCUUUCCCAGGACAGGACCAAUAUUUGUACUGCUUUCCCUGUAUCCUGUGGAGAUACAGGUCCUUCAGAUGUGUCCUCUGGAGCUCCUCAGGCAUCUWUUGUCCUUAUUUGUGCCAAUGAGGAAAAGAACUAAAAUGUUUGUUUUUCUAAGGCCAUUGCCAGGGCCAGCCCUGCACUCCAGGCCCAGUGCCAGAGGAAAGGUUCUGAUCACAACAAGAAUGCAUCUCUCCCCUAGUCCUGGGCUCUGCUCCAGUAAUGGCCACCCACUACAAACGUUGUGCUCCUCAGACACCUUCAAAGAUGUGCCCUGAAUCUGCAGAGCCACAGCACACAGGAAGGGAGCAAUUCCUGUAAUUUAAAACCUGGCAUGCUGGAGGAAUCUGCCUCUGUUUCUGUACUGUUCUGUGGGCAAAUUCUGGAUCAGGAGUUCUCACAAGCUGGCACCUGCUUUUCCCCUUAGUCCCCAUGUGACAGUGGAGCUCUCAUUUCACAGACCCUAAAGCACUGAACAGAUGGAGUUUGGCAAGUCUUGGAGGAAAUGGAAAGGCAUUUUACAUAGAGAGCUAGUAAAUGCAUGAUCAUCUACUAAUUCCUGGAAAGAUAGUAGGAGUUUACAGUUUAGCUCUUUACCAUGGGUACAUAAACUGGCUUUAUUCCAUGGCAAGCACCGUGGGCUCAGGGAGCAAACAUAAACUUGCAUCUGAGGAAAGGGAUAGGCAGAAGUAAAAGCCCCGAGGACACUUCAGGAUAUGUCACAGUAAUUUGUAACAAUGCAUUUCUGAAAAUCGGGCUAAGCUGCUACUUCUGUUCCUGGAAUUACUUUCCUGUUCUUACCGCAAUGUUGCAUUACUCUGCUUUACGUUGGAUCCUCCAACGUUCUUUUAAAUAAAGYAUGUUCCCCAA